Dracunculus medinensis (Guinea worm) is the source of this 927-nucleotide messenger RNA. Lineage: Eukaryota; Metazoa; Nematoda; Chromadorea; Rhabditida; Dracunculidae. The record is from the annotation of a GenBank genome assembly.
AUGAAAUGGACUGCAUAUUGGAGUGGCUGUUGUCCAUUGAGAAGUCUGUUAUCUGGUGAUCAUAAUAAAGAAAAUGUUAAUAAUGCUUACAAAACAACGACCAAUAAAACAACUUGUGAAAGCGAAAAAAAGGAAGGUCGUCCUCGCAUUGUCAAUCCUUUCGAGUGCAAUUUGGCUGAAGAAAUAUCGCAAUUUACUUUCAGUCCAAGUGUUUUCACAGUAUCUAAGAAAUCGAACGACAGUAUCGCUGAACAGUUUGUAUGGUCAAUUGAUGAAAGAGCAGUUAUGUGCCCCGUUGAUAUCGAUGAAGAAAAUGCUCCUCUUGAAUUAACACCUGAUCCAAAACACGAAGCUGCAAUUCAUUCUGCUCUCGAGAAGUUUUGGAGAACCAACUUAACUGUGGCACCAUCGCCAAGUAUCAGUCCUUUUCAGAUAAUAGAGGGAAAACGAAUUAAGGUGGUUAAGGAAUCGUCUUUGAUAAAACAAAAAUUGUUCCUUAAGAAAGACGCGCAAACUCAGACAACAGCAACUUUUCCAAAAGAGUUUGAUUUCGAAUGUUUUUUAGCUGUACCUCUAGAAUGGGUGUUUUUAGAAGCUGAAUUCCGAUAUUCCGAAAUGGAAGGAAAUGGUUUGGAAAUGAAGAAAACAGAUAAAUACUGUAAUUCACAAAUCAAGCAGCAAGGUUCAGAGCGGGAUGUAAUAUAUCUUGAAAAUUACGAUGAAGUGGGGUAUUCUAUUGCGGAAGAUAAGUCUAUGAGAAAAGGUCCGGGUGAUGAUGUAGUAUGUCUUGACGUUGAAAGCGAGGAUGAUAUCCCUGAUUUCCUCAAGAAUGUACCUGUUGGAAGAUGGAAAAAAAGACGUUCUCCAUCAAACAGUCCCGCAUUUUCUUAUAUAUCACCAGACGUUUCUCCCAUUGCGUUUGAUUGA